This is a messenger RNA of Tyto alba (common barn owl), 852 nucleotides long. It is a transcript of the gene C1QBP, whose product is annotated as complement C1q binding protein. Gene Ontology annotation, cellular component: mitochondrial matrix. Lineage: Eukaryota; Metazoa; Chordata; Aves; Strigiformes; Tytonidae. The record is from RefSeq and is a predicted model, not a curated record. The coding region runs from base 1 to 852 and encodes 283 amino acids. The transcript has 6 exons. Gene Ontology annotation, biological process: cytosolic ribosome assembly.
AUGCUGCUCGCCAGGGCCCUGCGCGCCGCCGCCGCCCUGCGCCCGCCGCCUUGCCGCCUCUUCGCCUCCUUCUCCUCCUCCUCCUCCUCUCCCCGCGCCCUCCUGCCGCCGCCCGGCGCCGCGCCGCCCCUGGCGCGCUCCCUCUGGCAGCUGGGCGGCGGCGGGUGGCGGACGGCGCUGCUCCGCCCGCGGCGGGGCUCGGCUGGCGGCGUGUCCUGCGGCUGCGGCGGCCUCCACACCGAGGGCGACAGAGCCUUCGCGGAGUUCCUGGCGGAUGAAAUCAAAGAGGAGAAGAAGAUCCAGAAACACAAAUCGCUGCCCAAGAUCUCCGGCGGGUGGGAGCUGGAUGUCCGCGGCACGGAGGCCAAGCUGGUGCGGAAGGUGGCGGGGGAGAGGAUAACAGUCACCUUCAACAUCAAUAACAGCAUUCCGCCCUCAGUUGAUGAAGAAACACAAGAAGAGCAGAAACCUGAUGAACAGGAGCCUGAUCUUACAUCAACUCCAAACUUUGUAGUGGAAGUAAUAAAAGAUGAUACAAAACAGACCCUUGUUCUCGACUGCCAUUAUCCUGAGGAUGAGGUUGGGCGUGAGGAAGAGGAAGAAAGUGAUAUUUUCACAAUUCGGGAGGUCAGUUUUCAGCCCACGGGAGAAUCAGACUGGAAGGACACCAACUACACCCUCAAUACGGAUUCCCUUGACUGGGCUCUGUAUGAUCACUUAAUGGAUUUCCUGGCUGAUCGAGGAGUGGACAACACGUUUGCUGAUGAGUUAAUAGAGCUCAGCACUGCACUGGAGCACCGGGAGUACAUUAAAUUUCUUGAAGACCUUAAAGGCUUUGUCAAAUGUCAGUAG